Molecule: messenger RNA, 1713 nt
Organism: Mycotypha africana
Lineage: Eukaryota; Fungi; Mucoromycota; Mucoromycetes; Mucorales; Mycotyphaceae
Product: caspase domain-containing protein
Exons: 7
Coding region: 1-1713 (570 amino acids)
Biological process (GO): vacuolar transport; proteolysis
Molecular function (GO): cysteine-type endopeptidase activity
Source: RefSeq, a predicted model, not a curated record
AUGCAAGCAGUUAAGAAUUCAUUUAUGGUAUUAGUUUCGAUAAUGUGUAUGUUAGUCAUAUCAGCUGAACGAGAGCAACAAAUGUCCCUACUUGUACAGAGGCAGCGCAAGUUCCAGCUCUCCUCCUGUCGCGGAAGAAAGAAGGCGGUAUUGAUCGGUAUCAAUUAUAUAGGCUCUGAUUCAGAAUUGAGAGGAUGUAUCAAUGAUGCUCAGUCAAUGCGAGCACUUCUCACCACGCAAUUUAACUUUAGCGAGGACAACAUGUUAGUCUUGACCGAUGAUCAGCCUGUAGAUGGUCAGCUGUACCCCACCAAAAAAAAUAUGAUCGCUGCAAUGAAAUGGCUCGUCCAGGAUUCUCAGCCUAAUGAUUCAUUAUUUUUUCACUAUAGUGGACAUGGCGGUAGUGUUAAAGAUUCUAACGGUGAUGAAAUAGAUGGCUAUGAUGAAACGAUUUUUCCGGUUGACUUUAGAAACUAUGAAGCUGGUACAGGUCAACUUGUUGACGAUGAACUCCAUGAACUCUUAGUCAAACCAUUGGUCGAAGGCUGUCGUUUGACAUGCGUGUUCGACAGUUGCCAUUCUGGAACAGUAUUAGACUUACCAUAUGUUUACUCAACUUUCGGAACCCUUCAAAGUGGCGUCCGCCACGAAGCUAGUAAAAAAGCUUCUCUUACUGCCAGUUCCUCUUUCAUUAACAGAAAGUUAGCUAGGUAUUCCUCUUUGGGUUCGGAAGGGAGCAGCCACAAAGAACAAAACGCAUUUGUAGACCAAAAAGAAACGAACGAGCAGCGACUUUUCUCUCCUGCGGAUGUCAUUUUGUUUGCAGGCUGCAGAGAUGAUCAAACCUCAGCCGAUGCUCAAAUGGCUGGCCAAGCUGCUGGUGCGAUGAGUUACGCUUUUAUAAAAACUCUGAAAGCAAACCCUGAACAAUCAUACAUGUCGUUGUUAAACAAUGUUCGUAACAUUUUGAAGAACGAAUUUUCGCAGCGUCCUCAAAUGAGCACAUCCCACCCAAUAGAUCCUAAUUCCAAGAAAACUCCAGCUGAACUUCUUCGCCAACACCAACGCGCCAUCACCAAGGCUCAAAGAGAACUAGACCGGGAAAGAGAAAAACUAGAACGACAAGAAAAAAAACUUAUUUUGGAUAUCAAAAAAGCUGCGAAAGCAAACCAAAUGGGAGCGUGUAAAGUCAUGGCCAAAGAUUUGGUGCGUACACGACGCAAUGUACAAAAGUUCUAUCAAAUGAAAACUCAGUUGCAGGCAAUCGGCCUACGCAUUCAAACUUUGCGUUCAAGCCAACAAAUGGCAGAAGCUAUGCGAGGAGCCACAAAGGCCAUGGGUUCAAUGAACCGUCAAAUGAAUUUACCUCAAAUUCAAAAGAUUAUGAUGGAUUUUGAAAGGGAAAGUGAACUGAUGGACAUGAAAGACGAAAUGAUGGGUGAUGCUAUAGAUGACGCUUUUGAAGAAGACGAAGAUGAAGAAGAAAGUGAUGAAAUUGUCAACAAAGUGUUAGAUGAAAUAGGAAUAAGUCUAAAUCAAGAGGUAAAGAAUUCUAAUAAAAAGUUGAAAAGUGAGUUGGGAGAGGUUCCUACGGGCUUGAAACAUUCAGAGCCUGUAACAGUUUCUUCUACAGAAAAAGUGGCUCAAACAGAAGGGUUGUCGGCUGAUGAUGCUGCUUUACAAGCGCGAUUAGAUAAUUUGAGAAGAGAAUAA